This is a messenger RNA of Styela clava, 1611 nucleotides long. NCBI's taxonomy places the organism in Eukaryota, Metazoa, Chordata, Ascidiacea, Stolidobranchia, Styelidae. The record is from RefSeq and is a predicted model, not a curated record.
AUGGCCGAGUUUAGUCGGAAUGAAAAUAACUGCAACGAUUAUUCAAAAUUUAUUGACGCCUCUUGCCAGACUGACUUUAUAGACAUUGAAUCUAAUUUUCAAGAGCUCAAGAAAGAUUCAAAUAGCAUUGUGGAGAAUUUAAAUACUAGAGCAACCCAAAAAACUACCAUCUCAGCAUCAAAUAUUUCCCAAUGGACUUACGAUCAUCACCGCGGGGUAUACUUUGACUACAACACCCAUCUUUACUAUUACCCUAACACUGAGCUUUUCUACAAUUAUAAGAACGGUUGUUAUUACAAAUACAAUGAGACUUCACAACAAUAUGAAUUUCAACAUCAGCUAGAAGAUUUCAAAAAUUCAAAAAGCGAGAAAAUAUCCAGGAAUAUAGAUUACAGGGAUUCUCUUUGCAAUGCAUUUUCCAAAGUUAGUCUCUCCAAUGGUUCAAUACCCUACAUAAAAAAGAAUGACGGUGUCAGUAUGUCUAGUGGCCCAAUAUUGUAUGUACAAAGUGUGAGUGCCUCUAGUGGUUCGAUAUCUUAUACUCAAAGUAACACUGUCACAGCUAGCACUAUUGCCACUAGCUGUAAAGUCCCAUUGUCAAAUGUACGGAAUAACACUAGAACGAGUCUCUCCAGUGGCCCGAUAUCAUACAAACAAAGUUUUACUGGCACAAAAACAUCUAGUGGAUCGAUAUCUUAUGUACAAGGUGGUGUUAGUAGUAGCCCAAUAUCUAAUGGAAUAAGUAAUGAUACUACAGGUUCCUCUAUGCCUAAUACCAAAGGGAAAAAUCCCUCUAGUGGUACAAAGUCUUAUUCACGAAAUAGAGCCAAAUUGAGUUCAAGACCAUGUAUUCGAGCUAUGGUAACAGCAUCGAGAAGUCUAAAACCUGGGACUAUAUUCAUGAUUACUUAUCCUGGAGCCAUUUUGGGAUCGAGCGAAAACUGCGAUAUUUGGAUACCUGAUGAAAAAGUGGAUAAAAAACAUUGCGCUGUGAUGUUCGAUCAAGAAAAAAGGAAAUAUUUUGUCACAGAUUACGGAAGUAAUGUAGGGACGACUUUAAAUUCGAUUACCGAAAAUAAUCCUGGUUUAACAACAGUUUUUGCUUCACCAGUAUCACACAAAAGUGUGCUUUUGAUUGGAGAUACGGUACUUGUAUUACACUUGCAUUUGGGCAAUGCUACAUGUCCUGAUUGCGAACCUGGACUAGUUCAAGCUAUGAUUGAAAAGAACGAGUCGGUUAAUUCCCCUGAAAUUGUCCCAAAAAGGAAUCUAGAAGUAAUAAGACGAUCAGAACUAAAAUUCCUGAAGAAAAAACAAAAUUUGCCCAAAGAAGGUUAUGUAGAGUCUACUACUGACAGUACUGUGAAUUAUAUUGAUAGAGCUUUGGAAAGGAGACUGACUAAGGGUAGCGAUAAUCCUUAUGAAAAAAAUGAGAUGCCAACUUCUGUUUAUACUGAGUUAGCUGAUAAUAACAAGGGUUUUCAAAUGCUUCAGAAAAUGGGUUGGAACAGAGGGCAGUGCCUAGGAAAAACCUGUGAAGGAAUAACAGAGCCGAUAACGCCGCAAGGUAAUUCCAAAGAAAGACGUGGACUUGGAUUUGGAAAGAUUUGA